GGGCGGCCGGAGAUAGUAAUCGGAGGGCAGAUCUGGGGUAUAUAUGGUGAGGGGGAAAACGCAGCUCCGGCGGAUUGAGAAUGCGACGAGCAGGCAGGUGACAUUCUCGAAGAGGAGAAAUGGUCUGCUGAAGAAAGCGUUUGAGCUCUCUGUGCUGUGUGAUGCUGAAGUGGCACUCAUUGUCUUCUCUCCCAGAGGAAAGCUCUAUGAAUUUGCUAGCGCCAGCAUGAGAGAGACCAUAGCGCGAUAUCGCAGGUACACUGUGGAUCGUCAAGCUGAAAAUCCCUCAGUGGAACAGGAACCAGAUGAGGACAUGCUGCAUAUGCAGCAUAAAACUGAAUGCCUGGCCAAAAAACUAGAUGCCCUUGAAGCUUCAAAGCGGAAACUUCUGGGAGAAGAUCUGGGAUCAUGUCCCAUGGAGGAGCUACAACAGAUAGAGCAGCAGUUGGAGCGGAGUGUUAACAUCAUCCGAGCAAGAAAGGUAAAAGUCUACACAGAUCAGAUUGAGCGGCUAAAAGAAAAGGAAGAUGCACUAAAAGCUGAAAAUGCAAUGCUAUGGGAGAAGUUUAAGACACUGGAACCACAGCAAGUAUCAAAUGAAGGGAUGGAGAGGGACACCAUUUGCACGGAGGGCAGUGAAAAAUCAGACGUGGAGACUGAACUGUACAUUGGACUGCCAGAGAGUAGGGCGAAGCCUGCAACAGUGGUGUUCCAGUUCAGAUAAAUGUGAUCAGGGAAUUUUUAGUGAUGCAUGAUGUCCUUCACUCUAAGGGGAGCUAUACAUAUUUCUUCCUUCUUAUAUGCGCCCGCAUAUAUGGAGAUCUUCCUUGUUCAAAUUCCAUUUAAAAUUUACAAGCAAUCAAUAAAUUUAAACGCUUCUAAACCGAAAUGUGAGUGGUUCAUUUGCAAUACUGUAAGCUUGUCAGUACUCAAACAGUUUCAAUCUGAUGCUGUUGAUGUGCAUCUUUUAUGCUUCUGUUGUGGUUUUUAGAUGCUCUGAUAAAAGGUAAUAAAUUGGCUUGAAUUA
Molecule: messenger RNA, 1027 nt
Organism: Cuscuta europaea
Lineage: Eukaryota; Viridiplantae; Streptophyta; Magnoliopsida; Solanales; Convolvulaceae
Source: the annotation of a GenBank genome assembly